Molecule: messenger RNA, 1853 nt
Organism: Pantherophis guttatus
Lineage: Eukaryota; Metazoa; Chordata; Lepidosauria; Squamata; Colubridae
Source: RefSeq, a predicted model, not a curated record
UUGCUAUAAACUCAGUCUCACAUGGCGUCUCUUCCUUAAAGUUUAACCCCACCAGCCUGCUGGCCACCACUCUCCGGAUUCCCAGCCCAGAUGGGCUGUUCGGCGAUUCUCAAGCAGAGGAAAACGCUACUAACAACAGCAGGGUCGCCACGAACGUCGGGAUCUUCCAGGACCCGCAUGCUAAACGGAGUAAACCCCCUCGCCUUGCUCCGCGAACGCUUUAACAUCCUUCCGGCAUCGUCCUAGGAGUUUGCGCAUGACGAGGGGCGGGAGGAAAGGAAAGAAAGGGUUUCUAUGGCAUCAGCCAACAAACAGGAGUCGAUCCAGCCCGGGAGGUUUUUUUUUUUUUUCCCUCCACCGAAUCGCAGCUGCAGAUUCCCCUUUCGAAAAAGAGGUGCCGGUGAUGUAGAUGGUGAGAUGAACUCCGUCAAUUCAUUUGAAGCUGAGUACAUAAAGAAUUUGCAAAAACAAAUCUGCUUACUAGAAUAUGAGACAGCUUAUCUUAGAGAGAAGGCUAAGAAUGCUACACACAUCCCACCUAAAGUUACUAGAAAAGCCACAAUGCUGUUGCAGACAUUGAAGGAACUGGAAGCUACCAUAAGCAGAACAGAAAUAGAUAUAGCAAAGAAAGAAAAUAGUACCAAGCAUUAUGAAACUGAAACUCAAGCAAUACACAAACGUCUUCACAUACUGUCUGAUGCAAGUGCUAAAGAAAUGCUGCUAUUAAUGGAGGAGGUUACAAAACUGAAGAAAAUGGUUGAACACUCUACCCAGGAUAUUUCACACAAAGAAGCAGAACUGCUAAAAAUUCAGAGAGAAAUGCAAGAGACUGUGAAUUCAGUGAAAGAAAAAGAACAUGCUGUCUGUCUUUUGGAAUCAAAAUGUCAGCAGAAGAUUUGGCAGUACCAAGACAUGGAAAAAAACCUUUCAGAACUCAGAUCACAGUGCACACAACUGCAAGUAUUGCUUUACCGCUUAGAAGAGAAAUUAUCAAUGAGCUCCCAAUCUCCACAAGAGACCAUUGUUAAGGAACUUAGUGAAGAAGCUGAACAAUUAAGGCAGAUCCUCAAGGAAAAUGAACUUUCAGCUGAUGAAGAUAAGUAUUUGCUCAACAAGAUGGCAGAAGAUUGUGGACAUCUGACAAAGGAGAAUAGUCUUUUACAUGCUCAAAUACAGAAAGUUACCAAGCAUCUGAACCAGGAAAGGCAGCUGAGAGAGGAGGAGACUUCUUCCUGUUCAAGAAGAGUGUCUGAGCUAACAUCAAGAAGAGAGAAAACAUGGCAACUUAAGCGGAAACUCACCCACUUGAAGACUCUGUUACAAAACCUAAGACAGAAAGUUCUUAAAGCUCAGGAACAGUUACUUCAUCUACAAGAAAGAAAAUCUACAGAUCACAGACGACAACAUCUUCAUACACAACUAAUUGAUUUAGAAAAUCAACACACCAAAGUGCAACUGGAAAAUUCUAAACUGAGAACAGAGAAAAAUCAUUGGGUGGAACGUAUUUCUCAAAUACACAAACAGGAUCCAAUCUGGGUCAGUCACCAGGACCAGAGGUUUAGUCUUCCGAGCUUUCGGACUCGUGCUGGAGCCCAACCUCAAGGAACUUCUUACCAUUAUCCAAUUAUAGAUGUUAGUUUGUUUGUCCAAUAGGAAAAUAUAAUUCCAAAUAUUGCCACAGAGAAUGCUGUAGUUUGAAGCAGGCUACUUAUUUAAACACUUUCAUUGUAAACUGCACAAAUGUGGUAUCAGUUAGUAGCUUAAUUCUAUAUGAAACAUGAUAUACCAGAGUAAUUCAAUACAACAAAUAUUAAGUUUUAUUGUAGCAAAUUGUAGAUGUUACAUACCAAGGA